UACGCCAACGAUCGCAUAGUCCACAAGAACUGGCAGAGAGUGCCGCAGUUUGUCAUACUUUUUUGUAUUUCUUAAUAGCGCACUGGUGACCCUGACAGACUAUCGGAGUGCCGAUCGUUACGCACGAGAGAGACUACCGGACAGUUUUGUCAUGUGCAGUUUGAAUGUUAGUAAAUUGUACUUGAGAGAAACGGCAACUGCUGCUCUAACAUAGGCUAUUAUUAUGUCUGCGACAAAAAGUUAUGGAGUGAAGUAACCAUUGUGCAAGGACUUUGCGUAAAGCGCUCAGCGCGACGUUGCAUUUCAUUUUUGCUUCUCUUCCUUAAGAUUUUGCCUAACAUCUCAAGAGGAGAGCAACCUUUUCUGUUAUAGUUGAAGAUGUCAGCAAUUGAGAGACAGUGAGUUGUUGUUUUCCUACAAAAAAUAACCAGGCACACGAAUCGGGCAACAACUGUGAGAUUAUGUCUGCGAUUAGAAGGAAAUUUGGAGAGGACUACCAGGUGGUCAAUACCAACCAAGCAGUCGGUUUCACUGCUCCAGCCAAACGGAAACGCCAGCGGUUCGUGGACAAGAACGGACGCUGCAAUGUCCAGCAUGGUAACCUUGGCGGCGAGACCAGCAGAUACAUAUCGGAUCUCUUCACAACACUCGUGGACUUGAAGUGGCGAUGGAACCUAUUGAUUUUUCUCUUAACUUACACCGUUGCUUGGCUCAUAAUGGCAUUUAUGUGGUGGAUCAUCGCGUACAUUCGCGGGGACAUAAACCACGGGCACGACGAGUCAUACACCCCGUGCGUCGCCAACGUGUACAACUUUCCUUCGGCUUUCUUAUUCUUCAUCGAGACUGAAGCGACCAUCGGUUACGGUUACCGAUACAUAACAGAGAAGUGCCCAGAGGGAAUCAUCCUUUUCCUCUUCCAGUCGCUGCUCGGCUCCAUCGUUGACGCGUUCCUCAUCGGCUGCAUGUUCAUCAAGAUGUCCCAGCCGAAGAAGCGGGCGGAGACACUGAUGUUCAGCCAGGACGCGGUCAUCUCGCAGCGGGACGGCAAACUCUGCCUCAUGUUCCGCGUGGGAAACUUGCGAAACAGCCACAUGGUGUCGGCACAGAUCCGGUGCAAACUUAUCAAGUCUCGUCAGACCCCUGAGGGGGAGUUCCUGCCGCUGGACCAGCGCGAGCUUGACGUGGGCUUUGGGACGGGUGCAGACCAGCUCUUCCUCGUGUCGCCGCUCACCAUCUGCCACGAGAUCAAUCCCAAGAGCCCCUUCUUCGACCUGUCCAAGCGCUCGCUGAUGAACGAGCAGUUCGAGAUUGUCGUCAUUCUGGAGGGCAUUGUUGAGACCACAGGUAUGACAUGUCAGGCCCGUACGUCCUACACGGAGGACGAGGUGCUGUGGGGUCACCGCUUCCUGCCCGUCAUGUCCUUGGAGGACGGCUUCUUCCGGGUCGACUACUCCCAGUUCCACAACACGUUUGAGGUCAACACGCCGCCACUCAGCGUCAAGGAGCAGGAGGAGAACACCUCUUUGCCCUCUCCGGCGCCCAUCACACCCCUGUCCCCGAGCUUUGGGGAAACGCGGGGUCGCCGUGAGCGCAUCUUCUCCCUGGGCGGGGUCUCCCACUUCGAAGAGCAGGGGCUCGGCGGGGGGAGGCUCCCCAGUAAGCUUCAGAGGAUGAGCUCUAGGAAUGGGAAAGAGAGUCUGAGACCUGGUGGAGGAGGAGGAGGAGGAGGUGGAGGUGGAGGAGCGCCACCCACGGAGAAGGCGUACAGCACGGGCGACCUGCCCCUAAGGGUCCAACGCCUUGGUUCCAUCCCGUGCCAGCCGGCGGAGGCUGAGGAGCAGCUGAAGCUUCAGCUACGGGCGGUGGUCAAGCCCGGUUCAGAGACGCACCCCUCUGGUGGUGGGGGUGGCGUCAGCGGCGGGGGGGAGAGGGGGGAGCACGACCAGCACAGACUCCCGCUGGCCUCCGUGCCCAGCCCCAACCCCAUGGCCACUGCAGGGGGCCGCCCGGAGGACAACUUGCCUGCGAAACUGCGCAGGAUGAACGCAGACCGCUAGUCUUGGAGUCUUGGAAGAGUGAACUCUGACCCUUGGCUCAUCAGUGGGUGACCAAGCGGGACAUUUAAGCAAUCAACAAAUCAGCAGGGCCCCCCCCUCCACUCACACACACACACACGCACACACACACACACACACACACACACACACACAAAUAAGAAAUGAGUCAUUUGGAAUUUAACUGUGAUAUAUUAUUUCCUGACCUUUUUCUUGAUUUCCACUUUUUAGUACACUCAGUACUAAGUACGCUCUCUGUCACACUUUCUGUCCAUCCUUUUGCUACUACAGCUAUUAUAGUAAAUGACUAUUUAAAUGUCAUGGUAUGCUUUUUACUCUAAGACAACAUUCAGUACAUUAGCGCCUUUAGAGCUUGAAACUGCAGUGCAUCUGUAUUCAUUUGGAGGCUAACAUGCUCCCAGAGGGGGAAGAGCUAUACUGUGUUGUUGGUGUAUUUGUACUGCUGCCAGCUGAAUCAAUGGGAGCCCAUUUUUCAGUUCAUUUGCGAUAUUUUGCACACUGACAGGGGACCCAUCCAAAACUAAUUUUCAACCAAUUUUGUGGUCCUUUUCCCUCUAGUGCCAUGAGCAAGUCUUACAUUCCUACUUUUUAUCGACAUUUUAUCUACAAUAUAGAGGAUUUAGACCUUUAAUUAUGGAUACCUUUAAUUAGGAGAGCACACCUUUUAAUAAAACAUGUAAUAUUUUACUCCAGUAUCAGAACUUCAUAUGAACAUAUAUUAAUUUAGUAGAUGCUUUUAGCCAAACCAAGCUAAGGUGCAGCGAAGAUAUAGAUUGUAAUUAGAGUGAGAGGUUCCUGGUUAAGGACCCUAUGAUAUUGAUGUGGUUAUUAUCUUGCUCUACUUGGAGUAAGACACACUUAAAGGGGCUAUAUGUAGAACUCUGUUGAAUUUGUGUUGUCUUCAACGCAUCAGCGGCACUCUUACUGACUUGCAUUGUGUUCGAUACAGUGCCACUGAGGUCCAAACUAGCAUUGCAAGAGAGACGGUCCGCCUCCGGUUCUUUAUCAUGCUAGCUUUAGAGGAUAUCUGGACAGCACAGAGCAUCUAAAGGGGUUUUUGAGAUUAUGUCAAAAUGGUUAUUUCUUCACAUUCUGUUGAUAUUUUUUUUUUUGUAAUUUGUAAAUGUUGUAAACUAAAAACAAUACACGUAG
Messenger RNA from Alosa sapidissima (American shad), 3227 nucleotides. RefSeq names its product potassium inwardly rectifying channel subfamily J member 19b (gene kcnj19b). The record is from RefSeq and is a predicted model, not a curated record. Lineage: Eukaryota; Metazoa; Chordata; Actinopteri; Clupeiformes; Clupeidae. The transcript has 3 exons. Gene Ontology annotation, cellular component: plasma membrane. Gene Ontology annotation, molecular function: G-protein activated inward rectifier potassium channel activity. Gene Ontology annotation, biological process: regulation of monoatomic ion transmembrane transport; potassium ion import across plasma membrane. Bases 462 to 2057 code for a protein of 531 amino acids.